Dentiscutata erythropus is the source of this 426-nucleotide messenger RNA. Lineage: Eukaryota; Fungi; Glomeromycota; Glomeromycetes; Diversisporales; Gigasporaceae. The record is from the annotation of a GenBank genome assembly.
AGAGAAAGCAAAACAAAUCUUGCAAAAUAGAUAUGGGUUUAGUGAAGAUCAAGUAAAUACCUUAUUCACAAUCCUGAAAAACAAAAGUAGACACAGUGUAACUACCUCAGAUAAAAACGUAAAUAUUGUAAUUGCCAAUCAACUUUCUAAAGGAAUGGAGGAAGAAACAAUUGGGGAUAUGGCACAACAGAUUUUACAGGAUAGACUUAGUAUUAGAGAUGUAAGAGCUAAAGCUUAUGUCUUAGCCCUAUCAGCAAAAAAUGCUAAUGCUGGCUCAUCACGUCUCACUCGUCUUCAUAGAGAAUUAAAGAACCUUAAUGCAUUACUUGAGAUAAUUGAGAGUAUCAAUCAAAAAAAAGCUAAAGCUAAACGUAUCGAUUAUCCAGAUGAAUUUACAUUAGAAUCAGUCAAAGAAAGAUUAGAUGC